UCGGUUCGGGAGCUGUCAGCGCGGGCGGGAGCGCGGCGGGGUGCGGGGUGGGCACGGCCGACCCCGUCCCGGACCCGGCCCGCGACCCCCGACCUCCCGCGCGCCCCGCACCCGGUCCGUAGGCCGCCCCGCCGUGUACCGCGCCCCUCUCUCACUCUCUCUCUCUCUCUCUUGCGCCGGCCGCCGGGCGGGCGGGCGCCGGAGACCCCGCCGGGGCUGAGGCUUGGCAAGCGGGCGGUGAGGGCCCGACUGCGGCCUUUUCGCCAUGUCCUCGGCCCGCGACAACAGCGGCCACUUCCCCUUGCACCUCCUGGUGUGGAACAACGACUACCGGCAGCUGGAGAAGGAGCUGCGGGGCCAGAAUGUGGAGGCCCUGGACCCACGAGGUCGAACCUUACUGCACCUUGCUGUUUCUUUGGGACAUUUGGAAUCUGCUAGAGUCUUGCUGCGCCAUAAAGCAGAUGUUACAAAAGAAAAUCGUGAGGGAUGGACAGUUUUACAUGAGGCUGUGAGCACUGGUGACCCCGAGAUGGUGUACACUGUUCUUCAACAUCGGGACUACCACAACACAUCCAUGGCCCUUGAAGGAGUUCCUGAGCUGCUCCAGAAGAUUCUCGAGGCUCCGGAUUUCUAUGUGCAGAUGAAAUGGGAAUUCACCAGCUGGGUGCCCUUGGUUUCUAGAAUAUGCCCGAAUGACGUCUGUCGCAUUUGGAAAAGUGGUGCCAAACUACGUGUGGAUAUCACAUUGCUGGGAUUUGAGAACAUGAGCUGGAUAAGAGGGAGGCGUAGUUUUAUAUUUAAGGGAGAAGACAACCGGGCGGAGCUGAUGGAAGUCAACCACGAUGACAGAGUGGUCACCACUGAGCACUUUGACCUUUCCCAGGAAAUGGAGCGCCUCACUCUGGACUUGAUGAAGCCAAAAGGCAGGGAAGUUGAGAGGCGGCUCACAAGCCCAGUCAUUAACACCAGCCUCGAUACUAAAAAUAUUGCUUUUGAAAGAACUAAAUCCGGAUUCUGGGGCUGGAGGACAGAUAAAGCAGAAGUUGUUAAUGGUUACGAAGCAAAGGUUUACACAGUAAACAAUGUGAGUGUGAUAACCAAAAUCCGGACAGAACAUCUGACCGAGGAAGAAAAAAAGCGAUAUAAAGCAGACAGGAACCCACUGGAAUCUUUGCUGGGAACUGUGGAACACCAGUUUGGUGCUCAAGGGCAGGACCUCACCACGGAACGUGCCUCUGCCAACAACCCCACGGCCAUCACGCCUGAGGAGUACUUUAAUGAAGAGUUUGAUCUGAAGGACCGGGACAUUGGAAGGCCGAAAGAGCUGACGAUUAGAACGCAAAAGUUUAAAGCGACGCUGUGGAUGUGUGAGGACUUCCCGCUCUCUCUUGUGGAGCAAGUCAUUCCCAUCAUUGACCUCAUGGCCCGAACCAGCGCUCAUUUUGCACGGCUGAGAGAUUUCAUCAAACUGGAAUUCCCACCCGGAUUUCCUGUCAAAAUAGAAAUUCCCUUGUUUCAUGUCUUAAAUGCACGGAUUACAUUUGGAAAUGUUAACGGCUGUAGCACUGCUGAAGAAACUGGAUCUCAAAACGUGGAAGGGACCCAGGCUGAUUCAGCUUCCCAGGUGGCAAACUUUGAGGUGGAUCAGUCUGUAUUUGAAAUUCCAGACUCUUACCACGUUCAAGAUGAUGGCAGAAAUGUGCACUUACAAGACGAAGAUUAUGAGAUAAUGCAGUUUGCCAUCCAGCAGAGUUUACUGGAGUCCAGCAGGAGCCAGGAGCUUUCAGGACCAGCUUCGAAUGGAGGGAUCAGCCAGACACAUGCCUAUGACGCCCAGUAUGAGAGGGCCAUCCAGGAGAGCCUCCUCACCAGCUCAGAAGGCCUGGGCCCCGGGGCCUCGAGUGAGACGAGCCGUUUUGAUAGCGACUUGCAGCUGGCCAUGGAGCUCUCUGCCAAAGAGCUGGAGGAGCGGGAGCUCCGGCUCCGGGAGGAGGAGGAGGAGCUCCAGCAAGUCUUACAGCUGUCUCUCACGGAGAAAUAGACCUUCCUGCUCACGGGCUGCACAAAGCAGAGGUUCUGGGCUGCACUCAAGUGCGGCAUCGCCAGUGCCCCGGGGCUGAGGGACUGCACCUCGCAUGGAUGCGGCCCACGGCAGCUGCCCUUCCUUUCCACAGAGGUGCCAGAUCAGGGGCUCCCAGGUCCAUCCCUGACACACACACCCCCCCCCCCCGGGUAGGGGCUGGGGACCCGCAGGCCCCAUCUCCAGGCUAAGGGGAAGACAGCAUUGGCACUUUCCAUUGGCUGUGUUGGCUUGCAGGUCACAUUUUUACUACCAGCUUUAGACAAAAACCCCAAUCCCCACAAGUUUGUAGAUUAAUUUUUAUCAAGGAGUGAUAACAAAACAAGUUACUGCAGAGUCAGGGUGCUUUUAUAUAUGACAGCAGCAGCCUUUGUAGAGCGUGGUUUAUGAGAAUUUAUGAGACACAUCUUCACAGUUCACCAAAGAAAUGGAUAAUCUGUGCCGAUCUACUUGUUUGUUUUUACCUUUAUACAGGAUUUCUAGGACACUAUCCCUGCUCCUCCUCCAUCUCCACCUUAUUCCAUCCCUCCCAUCCCCAGCCAGAGUUCAAGAGGAGACAUAUAAACGCUAUGUUUUAGAUUAGGCUUAACUAUUUGCAGCAUCACAUUAGGAUAUACAAAUGACCACGGAUGUUGCCUUAGCCUUAAAAAUUACCAGUAGUUUCAAACCACCUCACUCCACGCUGAGGGGUCUGAUUUGAAUUUCUAAAGGCACUUCCUUUGAGAGCAGGAUCCUCUAGGCUAAAUCCAAGGCAGCUAAUCCUGGCCCCAAAGGAGCAGUGAGGAGAGCCUGAGGCUUGUUCUUGAAGGGGGCAAGCUGGCCAAAACAUCGGACAGCACAGAACCAAACCAAGUGUGUUCUGCGCCCUCCCUAGGGACAGACUGCCAUGGGGAGGUCAAGGGAGACCCCACUCCAGGCCUAGGCUCACUAGAGAGGAAGGGGUGGCCUUGCAGUUUGGAAGGGAGCUACGAGCGGAACUCGAUAGCUCCGCAUUCAAAAGGGAAAAUGAGGAUUCCGCAUUGCUUUUUAGAGUUCAAAUCAACAUCUUUCUGGAUAAAUAUAUUUUGUAACAGAAUCUUUUUAUUAUUUUUAAAAGAUAGAAAAACAACUACUCCCAUCAGUAGCAAUACAAGGGUAUACAUUUUCACCAGAUUUUCUCAGGCCUUUUUUGGAUACCUUUAGUAGUUUAACCAGUUGAUCUGACCCUUCUGUAAAGAAGCACCGCACACCACACAGAAGAACCCCGGGGAGGAGAGCUGAGGGGGCCGCACUCUGGCCUGUCUCUUCGUCCCCACAGGCUGCACUGACAUAACCCGGUCACAAUGGCCUCCUCAGCUCUGCGUUCGUCUCCCCUCUGCCGCGCUGCUUUCAGGAUAGGGGGAGAGACCGGAAACUACGCUGCACUUAGCGUUGCUCUUGGUCACAGAGCCCCGUGCUUUGGAUGGCCCACAACCGCCAGCCGUCUCGGUCACGGUCCCACCCGAACUCCUCCCGCGGCGCACACGAGGCCAGGGUACCGCGGCGUCCCGCGGGGUGCAGACACGCAGCCCGGCGUUCUGUUGGCUCCGCGUUCGCCCCGAGCGAGGACGCGUGCUGGGAAGGGCCGCGGUCCGGCCGCAUCGCUUACUGGGGUGGAUCACAGUAACAUCGGUGUUUGCAUUCCACGGUCCUGCCUCCUGAGGAAGACGACUCCCUGGCAAGUCAGUUAAAAAGGGCCCUUGUGUCAGUCAGUUGCAGCGUUUUCCAUCUAUGUGCUCGCUCUCUGAAAAUGCCAAUAAAGACUGCUUCCCGACAGGGUGCUC
This is a messenger RNA of Neomonachus schauinslandi (Hawaiian monk seal), 3882 nucleotides long. RefSeq names its product ankyrin repeat domain 13A (gene ANKRD13A). The coding region runs from base 266 to 2041 and encodes 591 amino acids. Gene Ontology annotation, cellular component: cytoplasm. Gene Ontology annotation, molecular function: protein binding. The transcript has 15 exons. The record is from RefSeq and is a predicted model, not a curated record. Lineage: Eukaryota; Metazoa; Chordata; Mammalia; Carnivora; Phocidae.